This is a messenger RNA of Chelonoidis abingdonii (Abingdon island giant tortoise), 6303 nucleotides long. NCBI's taxonomy places the organism in Eukaryota, Metazoa, Chordata, Testudines, Testudinidae. The record is from RefSeq and is a predicted model, not a curated record.
AGGGAGUUGAAUUUCUUUCUCUGCCUAAGUGAGAGGCUGAACUUUCUAGGCCACCUCCUGUCCCAGCCGGGCCCUGCCCCUCGGAGGGGAGGGGGGAGAGAGGGAGGGGGCUGAGCAGAGGGGAGGGGGGCUGAGAGCAGCAGGCAUCCCCUGCCCAUGAGGGCCUGAUGGAAAACACAAAGGACCUGACUGAGCAUUCUUCACGGUCAGAAAGGAAGAGACGUGACUCAUUCGGGAUGUUUGACGGUUAUGAUAGUUGUAGUGAGGACACUAGUAGCAGCUCAAGCUCUGAUGAGAGUGAAGAAGAAGUUGCUCCCUUACCGUCCAGUCUCCCCAUUAUCAAGAAUAAUGGACAGGUCUAUACUUAUCCAGAUGGUAAAUCUGGCAUGGCUACCUGUGAGAUGUGUGGGAUGGUCGGUGUCCGAGAUGCUUUUUACUCUAAGACGAAGCGUUUCUGUAGUGUUUCAUGCUCCAGAAGUUAUUCAUCAAAUUCCAAGAAGGCCAGCAUUCUGGCCAGACUUCAGGGUAAACCUCCAACUAAAAAGGCUAAAGUUCUGCAGAAACAACCCUUAGUGGCUAAACUAGCAGCAUAUGCUCAGUACCAGGCUACACUGCAGAAUCAAGUGAAGACUAAAACAGCUGUCCCUGUUGAAGGUUUCAGUUGGGGUAACUACAUUACUAGCAAUAAUUUAACAGCAGCUCCUGUCACCUGUUUUAAACAUGCACCCAUGGGGACAUGCUGGGGUGAUAUCUCAGAAGGAGUGCGAGUGGAAGUUCCGAACACAGACUGCAGCCUACCUACCAAAGUCUUCUGGAUAGCUGGAAUUAUGAAAUUAGCAGGCUACAAUGCUUUGCUGAGAUAUGAGGGGUUUGAAAACGAUUCCAGUGUUGACUUCUGGUGCAACGUGUGUGGGUCUGACAUCCACCCAGUUGGUUGGUGUGCAACUAGUGGGAAGCCUCUAGUCCCACCUAGAACAAUCCAACACAAAUACACAAACUGGAAAGCUUUUCUCGUGAAGCGACUUACUGGUGCCAAAACUCUUCCUCCUGACUUUUCUCAGAAGGUUUCAGAAAGUAUGCAGUAUCCUUUCAAACCUUCCAUGAGAGUAGAAGUUGUUGACAAAACUCAUCUUUGUCGAACACGGGUAGCGGUUGUAGACAGUGUAAUUGGAGGACGAUUAAGAUUGGUAUAUGAAGAAUGUGAAGACAAAACUGAUGAUUUCUGGUGCCAUAUGUACAGCCCACUCAUUCAUCACAUUGGUUGGUCCCGAAGUAUAGGACAUCGCUUCAAAAGAUCUGAUAUUACAAAGAAACAAGACGGACAUUAUGAUGCACCGCCACACUUAUUUGCAAAGGUAAGAUUGCUAAUGAGAAUGCUAAGAUUGUUUUACUCAGAGUUGGAAGAGGAAUUUGUGUUAGCAGAUGGAUAUCUAAUGAUCGGGAUUGAUGGCUCAGAAGCAGCAGAUGGGUCUGACUGGUUUUGUUACCAUGCCACCUCCCCUUCUAUUUUCCCUGUUGGUUUCUGUGAAAUUAAUGCGAUUGAGCUAACUCCACCCAGAGGUUAUGCAAAACUCCCUUUCAAAUGGUUUGACUACCUCAGGGAAACUGACUCUAUAGCAGCACCUGUAAAACUCUUCAAUAAGGAAGUUCCAAACCAUGGGUUUCACAUUCGAAUGAAACUGGAGGCUGUAGAUCUUAUGGAACCGCGCCUUGUAUGUGUGGCCACAGUAACUCGCAUCAUCCAUCGUCUAUUGAGGAUACAUUUUGAUGGCUGGGAAGAAGAAUAUGACCAGUGGGUGGAUUGCGAGUCCCCUGACCUCUAUCCUGUAGGGUGGUGCCAAUUAACUGGAUAUCAACUACAGCCUCCUGCACCACAAACAGCAAGAGAUAGCCAGUCAAGUUCGUCCAAGCAAAAGAAAAAGGCUAAGUCACAACAGUACAAAGGACACAAGAAAAUGACUUCACUGCAGCUGAAGGAGGAGUUGCUAGAUGGAGAGGAGUAUAACUUUCUUCAAGGAGCAUCUGAUCAGGAAAGCAAUGGGUCUGCCAGCUACUACAUCAAACAAGAACCAUAAGGCAGCUCAAAAAUGUGAGGGGCAGGGUGGUGAUAGUAGAGAAAAGAGCCUUUCUCCAAGACUGACUGACUGAUUUUGUUCCCAUUUUGAUGGUACAGUUGCAGAGCUGUAUUUGGGGCACUUUGCUAACUGUAGAUGAAACAUCAGUUGCAAAAUUUUUGGAGGGGCAGGGAAACUAUUUUAGUGAAAAAUUUUUACAAUUUAUUAAACAAAAGACAUUUUUGUGUUGUAUUUGAAGCUUUUGAAAGAAUUUUGUAAUAUUUUCAAAUUCAGAUUUAUUGUGCAUUCUUAAACUGAAAUUCUAAUUUUUUGGUAAAAUUAAAGUUUAAUUAGCAGGAUUGCAGGAAACUGUUUGAGGAGGAUAUAGUUGCAAAUACAAAUGAACUGUCAUUACAAAUGAACCUUGUUGGUACAAGUUGGGAGAUUUUGGACUUUUGUGAGCUGUAUGAGUCACACCUCUGGUUUUUCAUUGUGAAAAUACUGAAAUCCUGACUUUGGAGCAUAAAAACAUAUACAUGGUUUAAGGGGACCAGCCCUGCCAAGCCUUACUUGUGUGAGUAGCCCAAUUUCAAUGGGGGUGCUUUCAUGAGGUGUGGUAUUAACUUUUCAAGAUGGUUACUCCAUUUAGGGCCUGAUUCAAUGCCCAUUGAUUUCAGUGGCUCUUGGAUUGGGCCCUUAAUCUUGGGAUGCUCAAGUAAAUGUUUACAGAGCCCUGUGUUAAACUGGAACUUCAGGAGAUUCUCUUGUGGAAAAUUACAUGAAACUUAAGUGUUUAAACUAGAAAUACAGGACCUUUUCCUGUUUCUUGUUUGGAUGGAAAACAUGUUUGGGGUAGGAGGGAACCUGAGGACCUUUUCUUUGGUUUUAUUCCCCAGAAAAAUCUAGACUCCUGCUUUCCAUCUCUUCAAAUACUUGUGUAUGUUGGUAUCCUCAAGAGAUGUACCAGAUGAACUAGAAAAAUACUUACUAUGAAGGCAAAAAUUUACUCAGUUCUGCAGAGGUUUUAAUAUUCUGCUCUCCAAGAAUAUAACAAUGGAGUUGGGAUCUGAAAAGAAAAUUCUUUUGGGGGUAAAUUGGACUCAUUUGGUUCUAGAAGACUGGAAUCCUUCCAGUCUCACUUUAAUCGUCCCAUUAUUUUUGACUCUUUAACUGAACAGAUAUUUUUAGACAUAUUUGCAGGAGAUUAUAGAGACUAACAUCAACAUAUGAGGAUUUUUAAUAAGUGCUGAAUAAUUUAAUCUCCUCUCCCAUUUUUAAAUCCAUGUGGAUUUUGGCAGGUGGCCUAAUUCUUGGAGUUGAUUAGCAGCCUGAUUUUUUUUCCAUCCUGCAGAGUUGUGACUGGAAGAAUGGACAUCAAGAGCGUUAGCUUUUACCAGUAAGGUUCAUUAACUAAAUUCUCAGGAAUAAACUGCAUAUGUUCUAUAAGUGCUUCUGGGUCUUUGCAGGUCCCCUUCAGAGCAGUACAAUGAUCAUCUGAGUCUUGACCCAUACAGUAGGGCUUAGAAGAAAUCAGUCAAAAUUAAUAACUUCUACGGUCCUUCAGCCUAAGAAAUGCUUUAAUGAAACCAGCCCACAGAGCCCCAGGAUACCAUUUUUUGGUAUAUUAUUGUUUUGAACUUUUAAAAAAAAAAUGCAUAGAAAGUUGAAAACCAGCAAUUUGACUAUUUUCUAAAAUAUUGCUCUAACUUUGGGUACAAGCAUUGUUAAUAUGCACAGGUUUACCUCAUUCUAUGCAAGAGAGGAUAAUGAUGUAAAGUUUUGUAGUUACUACUGAAAGUAAAACUUGUCCUGUAUAGUGUAGGAAUGUAUGGAAACCUUUUCUCCUCUCCCCCAGUCAUAUUUUUGUAAUAUUGAUCCCUUUUUGACAACUGUUAUCUCAUAUCAAUAAAAGCUGGUUAUCAGGUGUGAAAUAUCGGUGAGUUCAGGUGGAAAAGAGAUUUUAACUCUAAAAUACCCAUAUUAAAAGGACUCCGUCAAGGUUGACCAGUUUCAAAUUUACUCCCUUUAGCCCCCGGUCCCUCCAAUUCAUUUACUUUAUUUAAAACGCAAAAGAAAAAAGGAAAAAAAGUUAAAAAUCAGAGCCUUCCAAAACAAGGGGCUGCAAUGUAGUUUUACAAUCCCAGUUCUUGAUCAGAGGGAUGUAAAGGCAGGUCCAGGAUUUUGGAUGACAUAUGCUUGAAACAAAGGCAUUUUGGUGAGCCUCGGUCACACCAAGUACUGUCUCUCUCACCUAUCAAAAAGUCAGAUUCUGCUGGUACUUCCUCAAGUUGGUUAGUAUUUGAAUGCAUUGAUGUCGCUGGGAUUAGUUGCACGUAAUAUAAAGCAAAGCUAGCAGAAUUAGGCCCACAGAGCACAAGGGAUGCAUGAGAUGCAUCUGCUUUCAUAAAGCUUCUACUUCCAUAGAAUAACACUUGUGACUAAAUUGGCACUGCUGUAAAUUGAUGCAGCGGUGUCAAUUUAGUGGGUCUGGUGAAGACAAGCUAAGUUGAUGGCAGAGUGCUCUCCUAUCAGAAGUCUGUAUGCCACCUCCCUGAGAGGUGAAAGGUAAGUCGGCAGGAGAGUGUUUCCCAUCGACAUAGCGCGAUGUAGAGACUGCUGUAAAUUGACCUGAGUUAGCGUAACUUAGAUCAAUUUACAGCAUUAGCGUAGACUAGCCCUAGUGGCACAAGUAGCUCAUUGACUUCAGGAGAACCGCUGUUGUAUGAAUAAGGGUUGAUGUAAAAAGGAGUUGCGGAAAUGGGUCCAUAGUUACAUGUCAGAUCGUGAGGGCAAAAAAUCCAGAUUCCUGGGCUUGUGUUUGUUGCCCAGCUUCAGAACUUGGAUUAUCCAAACUAUUAUUAUAACCCUGAAUUGGGCCAGAUUUUAAGGGGACUCUUUGGAUUAUUUUUAUAGUAAAAUGCACUUGUAGGGGGAGGGGUGGAGAAUUGUGUGUCUCACAUUUGGGGGUCUGUCAACCUUUAUAAUAAUUCUUGAAAAUUGGUUAUUUAAAAACUAAACAUGGUUAUCUGCAAGCUGAAUUCCACCCUCAUACACACAUGCUGACUUUGGUGGGAAUUUCACGUGUAUUUGAGGGUGGAAUUUCAGUCUGGUUUCUGAAUCCAAAGAAUACCUAUCUGUCAAGUACAGUGUAACCUAUCCUAAGCAAAGCAUGUAAGGAAUCACCUAAAAUCACAUGCUUGGGAGAAGUUUGUUUAUGUAAAAGUUGAGCAAAAUUGUACUAGAUUCAUACCUGGAGUGGUCUUUCAAGUGAUCUCUUAAAACGGUGGGGUUACCUGUUGGCAGUGGUGUCUUUAGUACAGGCUUCACUGAAUAUGUUCUAAUAUUAAUUAAUAACAAGGUUCAAAGAAUUUUCUUCCUUCAUUCUACUGUGAACCAUGUUACUUGGCUAAAAGAAAGGUGAGGUGUUAGAAGUCUGAAAUCUCUACUGAUGUCUAAAGUUGGGGAUCAAACAGUCACUUCAAUAUUUGGCAUAGCAAGUUUUUAUAACCAAGGGGUAGUGCAAAUAACUAAACUUACCUUGUAACUGCCCCCUUCUUUUAUGGCUCAGAAUGAAUUUUACUGCUGACCUUGAUUUUAUGUUUUAAAUGCAACUUCUUAACCUUUUCCUUGCUGUGUAUAAGGAAAGCUAAAGCAGUUAUCAAUUUCUUGUUUUACGGAUACUAACACGGGUUUCAGUGUUUGUUUGUUUUUAUUAUUGUUGUUUUUUAUGUGAUGUGAAUACCCUCUCCCACCAAUAUUUGUACUAUGGUGCUAAUAUAUAUUUGGUAACAAUCCUUUAUUGGGAAGGGAUUAAAAAACUGUGAUUAAACUGAAUUUUUCUUCCUUUUAAUUUUCAUAUUUAAAAAAAAAAGUCACAGCCAUUUAUACAACAAAAAGCAUCAGCUUUUGCCCUUGGGAAAAUAUAUUGGGGUGGGAAUCAAGAUGAAAUGAAUAGGGUUUUUACAUCAUUUCUGUAUGUAUUUGAUAUAUAGAUCAAUAUCUGUACAAAUUUAAUCUUUUAUUUUCUUGGUAAUUUGUGUGGUCAAUGAGAGAGUGUUUAAAACUUUCUCAUGAAAUGUAUAUAACUAAGUGAAAAAUGCUUUUGGAGAAAUUAACGUUACUUUCAUUUUUACCAGACUGCAGAUUUUCAGCAUGGAUGUGAAAAGCAUUAAAAUUAUAACUUUGUGUACAAGAUGAAAAUAAUUCACUAAAUUUGCCUUUUUUACACAAAAUAAAAAUGUUAAACUAA